AUGCGAAACAAGGAAAUGAUCCACUUGAUUCUUAUAGGACUCCUCCCCUUGGCUCUUGCUCAAGUCACCGUAAUCGGUAAUUUGGCUGUCGUCGCUAGUCCAGAAUCCCACGUCGGCACACCCAAUAAGACACUUUACGCUACUAUUCCCAAUUUGUGGUGUGCCGCCCAGAAACUUGGAGAACAUGUCGACGUGGAAUACGGGGAGUUCACGAGGCUUUCCGAUGGAAAAGUGUUUCCAGGCACUGUAAAUCAGGGAAAAGUGUAUCUGGAAAUCGGCAAGGUGUCUGUCAGGGUUGCUGGAAGAUAUCGAUGUGAAGUUCGGACGCUGGACAAAGAAAUUCAUAGUGGCAACCUGAUCAUCUAUUUGCCGCCAGUGCUUGACUUUCCAACUGCUGUACGAGUUUCCGAGGUUCUGAAUGCCAGACCGCCUCAUGUCAUUGGAGCGGAGAGAAAGGGGCUUCAUGGAGAAAGAAUGGUGCUGGAAUGCCCAAUUCUGGCGAACCCCGAACCAAUGGUGAGAUGGGACAAGAACGGGGAGCCUCUUGGAAACUCGGAGAACAUCGAGUACGAUGGAAACAACUUGAUUCUCACCCAGCUCACGGAAGAACACGCUGGAAAGUAUCGAUGCACUGGAGACAACUCAUUCCCAUUGUUUGUAGAUGGACCUUCUAUUCCACAUCAGUUGUAUUUUGACCAAGACAUGAAAGUUGUUUAG
Caenorhabditis remanei is the source of this 717-nucleotide messenger RNA. RefSeq lists its product as uncharacterized. Bases 1 to 717 code for a protein of 238 amino acids. Lineage: Eukaryota; Metazoa; Nematoda; Chromadorea; Rhabditida; Rhabditidae. The transcript has 5 exons. The record is from RefSeq and is a predicted model, not a curated record.